AUGUCCACCGCAGCCUCGUCGUCAUCGCCAACGACGCGCUCAAGGACCUUGCUCUUCAUCUCUUUCCGCGAUUCAAGAGCACCAUCUACACGUUUCUCUCGUUUACACUCAUCCUAUUCAGAUGAACCCUAUGAUGAAAAUGAAACACUCAUACAUCCAAGCUCCGCACAUCUACCUGAGUUGCCUCCCAAAUGGGUUGAUAUUUCCGAACAAGUGGAAGAGAUCUUGAGCGGUACACAAGCUAAAAUUGUCGCUUUAGAGAAGCUCCAUGCAAAGCAUGUUCUCCCCGGCUUUGCGGACCGGACGGCAGAGGAGAAAGGAAUCGAAGCGGCGACCACCGAAAUAACCAAAGAUUUUCGAAGAUGUCAUACUUUGAUUCAGCGUAUCGGUACUGAACAGGAUCACUCAUUUCCCCCUUCAACUCAGAAAACUCAGUUUCAAGUCCUCGCGGCCAAAAAUGUGCAACGAGGCCUAGCCGUGAGGGUUCAAGAACUCAGCUCAACCUUCCGCAAGAAACAGCGUGUCUAUAUGGAACGUCUACAAGGACACGCGAUUAAGAAUCAAGAUCUCCUGAUUGCGUCUGGGACUAUUUCCUCAAGAGGAUCCGAGGGCUUGACUGCUGUUGAUGAAGAUGUAGAAGCUGCGCAAGCUCAGAUUCUAGAUAACACACAUGAUCACCAUCUCCGUGCCCGCGACAGGGAGUUGACAGAAAUUGCAAACUCGAUAGCCUCUCUAGCAGAAUUAUUCAAGGAUUUAUCCGUCCUUGUGAUAGAUCAAGGGACCCUUCUUGACAGUGUUGAGUAUAACAUUGAACAGACUUCGGUAGAAAUGACCGAAGCUGUGAAAGAGUUGAACCAUGCAACGCGAUACCAGAAGAAUACGGGCCGUCGGAAGCUUAUUUUCCUUCUCCUAUUGAUCAUUUUUGGUUUGAUCAUCGUCCUGAUCUUCAAACCUCGUCGGUCAUCCACUUUAGGUUCUUCGCCUACUCGAGAUUCAAUGACCUCCACGGAUACUUUUGUUCCACGUUACUUUCAUGCACGGACAUCCCCCAGCCUUUACGUACCCAAUAAUACUUGA
This is a messenger RNA of Suillus bovinus, 1077 nucleotides long. RefSeq names its product t-SNARE. Gene Ontology annotation, molecular function: SNARE binding; SNAP receptor activity. Gene Ontology annotation, cellular component: membrane; endomembrane system; SNARE complex. The record is from RefSeq and is a predicted model, not a curated record. Gene Ontology annotation, biological process: intracellular protein transport; vesicle fusion; vesicle-mediated transport. NCBI's taxonomy places the organism in Eukaryota, Fungi, Basidiomycota, Agaricomycetes, Boletales, Suillaceae. Bases 1 to 1077 code for a protein of 358 amino acids. The transcript has 7 exons.